UUCAGCAGCACGAGCCGCUCAGCACCAGAGUCUGAGAUGGAGACAUCAAGAGUCGCUCUCAUCGCUCUCGUGUGUGUUGUGUUCUCCAGUCAGAAGAGGAUCUCUGGAGCAGAAGUGGAGAUGAGAGUCAGACCAGGAGACGACGUCACUCUCUUCUGUGACUGUGUUUGGAAAGUUGGAUUUUAUCCGAUGUGGUUUAGAAACUGCUCAGAAGAAGAUCAUCCUACUGUGAAGAUCUCACUUGCUGAUCUGAUAGAUGGUGAUGUAUUAGGUGGUGAUUUUAAACGUUAUUCGUUUGUGUUGAACGAUUCCACCAAUACACAAGAUUUGCUGAUUAAAAACAUCACAGAAUCAGACCAGGGCCUGUACUACUGCGCUCUGAGUGAGAAGUUGUAUCAGGAUCAUAACAAGGAUGUCACGUCCCCCCUGGAUGUGUAUUGUUAUGGUAACAGAUCCAGUCGACUUUCUGUACUCGCAGAACCCUGUCACAGUGUAUCUGAGGAGAGUGUAAGCUGUGUAAGCUGGAGUCUAGUGUUCAGUGUGUGUGUUGUGUGUGUUCUCCUCUCCUCACUCCUCUCCUCCAUCUGUGUGUACUGCGUCUGCACAAACACCACUAAAGCGAGAGUCAAAGCUGAUCUGACAGGAAGUGACAAAAGGACGACUCUGAGACGUGAAAAAGUCGGAGAUGAUGAGGUUUGUUACGCCUCACUGGACACCCAGAAGCUCGAGAGGAAGAAGAUGAAGAGGAAGAAGAGAAUUCAGCACUCUGAUUUCAGCACAUACUCAGAGAAACUGCUUAGGCUCACUGUGUCUAUGAGAUACCUGGGAAAGUGCUAUGAUGAUUUUCUGUCAGACAAGAACAGCAUCUCCAGCACCGGAAAACAAGUUGAAGUGUGGCUGAAAAAGAUCGACAAGUCUGGCCUGCCUGGGAAAUACAAGUGCUGGAUUUACCAACACGGCCUACUCGUUGGACUGAGAGGCUUAAGGAAAGCAGCCGUUCGUAAGCUGGGGGAAGACGUCGCAGAUAUGGACUGUCGCAGACGCUCUAGUCUACAGAGCAGAGGUCACUCCCUGACCAUCAGGGAGUCCAGGAGAGACUUCUGCCCCAGCUCACACUGUCCCCAAUCAUUCUGCCAGCCUGAAAUGGAACCUCCCACUGAGAGGAGAAGACCAGGAAACCUCUCAGCCCUGAGACCCAUGGACAAGCACAUGCAGACCAAGGUAGACCUAACCCUUGUGCCCCAGUACAACAAACUAUGA
Messenger RNA from Tachysurus vachellii, 1260 nucleotides. RefSeq lists its product as uncharacterized. Bases 37 to 1260 code for a protein of 407 amino acids. Lineage: Eukaryota; Metazoa; Chordata; Actinopteri; Siluriformes; Bagridae. The record is from RefSeq and is a predicted model, not a curated record. The transcript is spliced from 8 exons.